CGAGAUUUUCGAAAGUCUUCACCGAGAUAUCGUCAUCCGCCCUUACCUCAAUGUAGGGGCGUAUGCUACGACUCCUCUUCGACUAGCGAGCCGCACAAGAGAAUGAAGCUACAAUGGGGCGAAUCUCUCAGUCCUUACUUGUUGAACAUCCGGAAUCAGGUCGUGGUAUGCAGAUUACAUCCCGUAAACCAAAACCCAGCAAGCAAUCAGCCCACUUCAACCCUCACGGGAUCUGCCUCGAUGGCACGAAGUUUCAUGGAGUUUCCGACGAGCUCAGUCACUACUGACACCUCGUGUACCGGAUCGCGAUCUCCUGCCUGCGCGGACGUCCGGUCGAUGGGACUCCUUUCCCACCAUCGAGCGCCCCCAUAUGGCAUGAAGUUACAAUAGGGUUCAAUAACGUGUCGACACUACCGUUCUCCAUGACCGAUUCACCCGUACCCCGAUUCCACUCCGCAUCAGCGGCACACAACGUCACGACCAAUUCAGUGGCCUUUCCCGAUCCACCAAUUCCCAUGUCUUCAUUCCGCACUAGCGGCCGACAAGGAGAACGUCACGACAAAUCUAUGUUCCCUUCCCGAUCUACCAAUGCUCGUGUCUCCAUUCCGUAUUUAGCGGCCGACGAACGACAAAUCCAUUUUCACUUCCCGAUCCACCAAACCCCAUGCACCCAUUCCGAAGCGGCCCACAGGAAUAACGUCACGACAAAACCAUUGUGCCUUCCCGAUCCACCAGGGCUCAUAUCUCCAUUCCGCAUCAGCGGCUCACACGACCACGAGGAACGCCCACAUUCCUCAUCCACAAUUAAGUGGCCCCCAACUCAUUCCGCAUCAGCGGCUCAUACGAAGAACGCUUAUACAUUCCACAUCCGCAAUCAAAACAGCCCAAACCUUCGAGGGAUUCCCCAACACACCCCUCGUCUCCCGUCCCGUGAAACCAAAGCACGAAGCUACCCUGGAGUCACUGUGAACGCUCACCUCCAAUCGAUACGAUCUUAUCGACGAGGAGGGAAUCUCUAUUCGAGGUUUCCGUCUGCGCGCGAACGUGUACUAUUCAUGUACGCGGGUCGCUUCCUUACCAAAACGCCCAAUCAAACUUGCGGCGAAAUUUGACCUUCUUUGCCGCGCAAACAGCCGGAUUCAGCAGUUUCAUGGACUUUCGCAGCCAAAGCCCCCAGUUCCACCUUCCAAUCUUCUGGAUUCGACGGCACGGAGUUUUCUAUUAAGGAGUCACUCGCUGUCU
Molecule: messenger RNA, 1242 nt
Organism: Fimicolochytrium jonesii
Lineage: Eukaryota; Fungi; Chytridiomycota; Chytridiomycetes; Spizellomycetales; Powellomycetaceae
Exons: 1
Coding region: 423-1112 (229 amino acids)
Source: RefSeq, a predicted model, not a curated record